UGGAGGUGGCUCUGCAGGAGUUUGUAAACAAUACACUCUUAACGGUGUUGCUAACGUAGAAUAGCACAGCAGUAACUCUAAAUAUUUUGCUUAUGUAUCCUCCGAUCGAGUUAAGUUGUAUGAAGAGUCUUACAAACGAACGGAGGUAGCUGGUUCUGUCUUUGUGUCAGCACUCUAUCGAACCAGAUGACAAUCCAAUCUUUUAUCAUGGCAGAAGAGUUAUUAACUUCGCGUUCUUUGCCUUCAGUUAGCCAAGAGAACCAUUCCAGUGGACGUGCUUUCGCUGUAAAAGACAGAAAAACCGAAGGCAAGGCUAUUGAGCAACGUCUUGCGUGGGAAAUGGUGGAUGAAACCGAAUGGGCAGAAUUAAAGUUACUGCAUAAGAAACCACAUGGACAUGGAUGCAGGAAUAUCAAGCUUCCCAAUACAACAAAUUCAAAGACAACCGGAGCCUCAAGGGUUAAGUCGGAUCGUUACAGUCAUCGUUCUUUAAAAACAGGAGACAUGAAACUGCCUAAACAGGACAUGAAUAGAUCGGGUGUUUUGAACUCAGCUUCUCCGGGUCACAAUCCAAAUCAUUUGUCUCGAAGUGAGCCGACCUCGGAAGCCCGCAUGCCAUUCUUGUCACCAAGAUCACGAGCUUUUACUGAACCUUGCUUACAUUCGUCUUUAGAAGACAACAGUAAGACAGUUCAUGGAAAAUCGUUUCGAGAAAACCUUAGCGUGAUUUAUCGUCAACAAAAGGAGAUGAGAAAGCUGGAGUAUGAUAACAUGGCCUCAAGGCAAGCGUUAAGUGAUGCUCAAGAUUUAAUACGCGACCUGAAAUCAAAAAUUGAGAAAAGGAAUAAAUACAUUAGGGACAGGCAUAAGAAGGAAGGAGACCUCAUUCACGAUCUCGAGACGUUAAGAAAAGAAAGAGAUGAAAAGCUGUUCGAGUAUAAGCAAAUAAUGAAAACUAUGAACGAAGCUUUGUCGCUGAAGGACAAAUCUCUCGAAGACACUGAGGCGGAGAGAACGCAGACCGAAAGUGCUUAUCAGGAUCACUUGAAAGAAAAUACUGAUCUGAUGAGAAAAAUUGAAGCGCGGGAAAAGCAAAUAAAACAAUUGAAAGAAAAGACAGAGAAAGCAUCGAAAUGGAAGGCUAAUGUUCGACAAUGAUAAGCUGCAUCAAUGAUAAGUUGCAUCGAUCAAACAUUUCGCCUCAACUCAAGUCAGGCGAGCCUCGAUNCAGGACAUGAAUAGAUUGGGUGUUUUGAACUCAGCUUCUCCGGGUCACAAUCCAAAUCAUUUGUCUCGAAGUGAGCCGACCUCGGUAGCCCGCAUGCCAUUCUUGUCACCAAGAUCACGAGCUUUUACUGAACCUUGCUUACAUUCGUCUUUAAAAGACAACAGUAAGACAGUUCAUGGAAAAUCGUUUCGAGAAAACCUUAGCGUGAUUUAUCGUCAACAAAAGGAGAUGCGAAAGCUGGAGUAUGAUAAUAUGGCCUCAAGGCAAGCGUUAAGUGAUGCUCAAGAUUUAAUACGCGACCUGAAAUCAAAAAUUGAGAAAAGGAAUAAAUACAUUAGGGACAGGCAUAAGAAGGAAGGAGACCUCAUUCACGAUCUCGAGACAUUAAGAAAAGAAAGAGAUGAAAAGCUGUUCGAGUAUAAGCAAAUAAUGAAAACUAUGAACGAAGCUUUGUCGCUGAAGGACAAAUCUCUCGAAGACACUGAGGCGGAGAGAACGCAGACCGAAAGUGCUUAUCAGGAUCACUUGAAAGAAAAUACUGAUCUGAUGAGAAAAAUUGAAGCGCGAGAAAAGCAAAUAAAACAAUUGAAAGAAAAGACAGAGAAAGCAUCGAAAUGGAAGGCUAAUGUUCGACAAUGAUAAGCUGCAUCAAUGAUAAGUUGCAUCGAUCAAACAUUUCGCCUCAACUCAAAUCAGGCGAGCCUCGAUUUCGUAGAUUUAGAGCUUACUAAAAUCACGAGCCAUUUCUUUUGUACUGUUCUCUACACCUGGACCGUCUAUUCUGUCAUGUCGAAGUCUUAAGAGAUGAACAACAAGGUCGUUAAAUUCAGUGAACGGUGAUGACUAUCAAACAUCGCAAGCGAGAACCAGUGUGUCUCGUUACAAGAAAGAUAAGCUCGGAUGUAUUAUGCUUCCGGGUUAAACGUUUUUGAUAUGGCUAGAUGAGCUGGUAUCAUUGACAUCAGUGUUCAUUGACACAGAAAAAGUUGCAAUCUUUUAUUACAAAACUCAAGCAGGAAACAAAUAGCCAUUUAAAUGGGAACUCUGGCGGUGCCUGUUUGGUCAUAUGAUGUUUGAUAAUCAAAUUCUCUUGCGAGCCCAGAGUUACAGUUAUCCGGGCAUGCCAAUACAGGCCAUUCUAAAACUUCAAGGCUUAAAAGGAGUUCAUCAUUUUAGCUAGCUCUUUAUACAUUUCUUAUUCUCUAAUCGUAACUCAAUAUUUGGGAAUGGUUUCUUGCUGGUGGAGAUUAAAAUAAUGCUUAGACGAGAAACUGGUGUUAUGAUAUUGUAGCUGAAAUUUACAACUCAGCAUUGCUAUUAUUAUCGCACUCUAAGGGGAUAGUUAUCGUGCCUAGCAGGUAUUCUCCAAACAAUGACAAAAGCUAGGUGCAAGAUAACCAAAGAAUGAAUAGACAGCGAACCGACAAAAUGUUGUAUCUUCUAAUCAGCCUUACCUUUCCUCUACUACCUCAGGUCAUUGGAAAACGUACAUGUUAAGAGAGAGUAAUUUUAUUUAGAUGUGUGUUCUCGUUCAUCACAAUUAUUUAAGAACUGAGUUUAAAACCGUGCUUAAAGAAGAAACCUACUUUAUCUUGAGACUAAAAUUUCUUCAUAUAUAUUAUCUUGAGACUAAUAUUUCUUCAUAUAUAUUUGAAAACACCUAACCAAUCUGAUUAGAAAUCGUGUGAAUCACUGACACAAGGAUUUGCUCCUUUACCGUGACAUCUUUGCGUUACGCCAAAGAUGACAUCGAUGCUUGACUGA
Messenger RNA from Porites evermanni, 2992 nucleotides. The record is from the annotation of a GenBank genome assembly. Lineage: Eukaryota; Metazoa; Cnidaria; Anthozoa; Scleractinia; Poritidae.